CCGCCCCUUCCCGCCCGGGGAGCCGGGCCGGGUGCUGCCCCAUGGCCACUGCCCCAGCAGAGAGCUCCAAGAAGGGGCUGGGGUUGAGCCAGAGCCACAGCAAUUCUGCUUUGGAUUAUUCGGGAGACACCUUUGAGUCCUUCAGCGAGGAGGAGGAGAGCCAAGCACCUGGAUCCUGGUGUUCCACUGAAGAUGAGGAGAGCCAAGCACCUGGAUCCUGGUGUUCCACUGAGAAUGAGGAGAGCCAAGCACCUGGAUCCUGGUGUUCCACUGAGGAUGAGGAGAGCCAAGCACCUGGAUCCUGGUGUUCCACUGAAGAUGAGGAGAGCCAAGCACCUGGAUCCUGGUGUUCCACUGAGGAUUUGGAGGGGGCAGCUGUGUCAGAGGCUUUGGAAAGUUCCUCAUCACUGGCAGGCCAAAGUCCUGCAGAGGAGGAGUCUGAAGCAGUGGAUGCUGCAGCUGCCAUAGGAAAAUGGAUUGAUGCCAUGGGAAAAGGGAUUGAUGUGAAAAAUAAAGCCGCUGGGAUUGGGCCAGACAAAUCUGACAUCACAGCUCCUGCUGCUGCAGAAGGAGCAGUCCAGCAUGUUGGGAUCACACAUGGAAAAGUGGGAAUCUGGGAGAGACACAGAACAAACUCAACCCCCAAAGCAAGACCUGACAUCCCCUGGGCAGGGGUUCCUGGACUGUCCCCAGAAGAGCUGGCUGCUCUCAGGAGGUUCUGCAGCAGCAGGAUCAGCAGGAUGCAGCAGCAGCAGGCAGGGAAGGGCAGGAGGCUGCAGGGGAGGAUCCCAGCAGGGCAGAGGGACACAGGAGAUUGCUGUGCUGUUCUGCAGCUGAUGAACAGGAUCCUGCUGGACAACACCAGGCAGGCUGUCAAACAGGUGACAGAAGCUGAAAUCCAUGAGGCUUCAACAUGUCCUGAGUGCCAGCAGAAGGAAGCAGAGCUGGCCAGGGCUGCCUUCCUCAGGCACAAAAAGACUCUGCUGGAAGGUGCUUUAAUCCAAGAGAAAUUGAAAGAACAGCUUUACUCCAGAGACAUGCUCACACUUCUGGGAGAAGCCCUCAGCAGCUUUCCCAAACCUUCAGAGGAUCCCAGGGAUUUGUGGCAAAGGCUGAAGGGAGCUCCUCCCUCCAGCAGCAGCUUUUUCUUUUGAUCCAAAGAAACCUCAAAACUCUGGUCAAGGAACAUUUACUCAUCUGCUGCCUGGUUUGUGCUUGCUGGGGCAUAAAAGGAGCAGGGUGGCUCAGGAGGGAUUCCUUGGGAAAAGCAGCUGUGGCUGUGAAACAAAUCCAUCUGCCUCUUCAGAGUGCUCUGCAGCUCUGCCUCUGUGGCUUUCAGGCCACCCAGACUUGCAUGAUUUAAUCUUCUGCAUGGCUGCUGAUGUGAUGGGAUCACUGCUCUGAACUCUGCUAACCAAGAAGGUUUCUCCCACCUCAGUGGUUUCAUGCUCUGUGUGUGCUGAUACCCACUUUGGGGAUGUUGGAUUUGAUAACUGACCCUUUGGAGAAACAUUCCUCAAAUUAUCAUUAAAAUCAGUUUCCCAUGGA
Molecule: messenger RNA, 1548 nt
Organism: Catharus ustulatus (Swainson's thrush)
Lineage: Eukaryota; Metazoa; Chordata; Aves; Passeriformes; Turdidae
Gene: C14H8orf48
Product: chromosome 14 C8orf48 homolog
Source: RefSeq, a predicted model, not a curated record